Messenger RNA from Nymphaea colorata (pocket water lily), 1799 nucleotides. RefSeq lists its product as uncharacterized. The record is from RefSeq and is a predicted model, not a curated record. The coding region runs from base 66 to 1376 and encodes 436 amino acids. Lineage: Eukaryota; Viridiplantae; Streptophyta; Magnoliopsida; Nymphaeales; Nymphaeaceae. The transcript is spliced from 14 exons.
AAAUCAAGUAAAAUGGCGUCCGAAGUACGUGAAGAACGAGGGAGAGGGCGAGCUGACCAAGGCAAAUGGAGAAGGGAAAGGAGAAGGGCGAGCCGGCAACAACGAGAGAAGCGGCAGCAGAGACAUCGGCUUCCCGCCUGGCGGCGGACUCCAUGGCCGAGGGCAGCGAAGAGCCGGCUAUGCCACCCGGCCGCCUCUCCGCUCGCAACACUUCCUCCAAAUACGAUUUCGUUAAGGUGAAGGUUUGGCUAGGGGAUAAUGCGGAUCACUACUAUGUGUUAUCGAGAUUCUUGUUGAGCAGAAUGCUUACUGUAACGAAGAUCCCAAAUCAUGUUGCUAUUAAAAUUGCUCUUGAACUCAAAAAGCUGCUUGUAGACAACAGCUUGUUGGACGUUUCACAAUCUGAUCUGGAGGCUAAUUUGUUUAAGCUUAUGGAGCGGAGAGGCUAUGGAGAAGAGUAUAUUAUUCGCUACAAGAUGAUGACCAGAUUUCAUCAUCAAAGGGUUCCUCUUGUAAUACUUGUGUGUGGUACUGCCUGUGCUGGAAAAUCCACUAUUGCAACGCAACUUGCUCAACGCCUGAACUUGCCAAAUGUUUUACAUACAGAUAUGGUCUACGAGUUGCUGCGAACCUCCACCGAUGCACCAUUGGCUUCCACUCCAGUUUGGGCACGAGAUUUCAAGAGCCAGGAAGAACUUGUCACCGAGUUCUGUAGGGAGUGUAGAGUGGUAAGGAAAGGUUUGGCAGGUGACCUCAAGAAAGCAAUGAAAGAUGGCAAGCCUAUCAUAAUUGAGGGAAUACACUUGGAUCCAAGUAUUUAUCUGAUGGAUGAGGAAAAUGGAGUGUUAACUGGGUCAUUUAAGAAGGCUAAAGUUCCAACAUCUGCUAUAGGAACUUCAGUGGAUAAACUUGCUAACUCAGUGGAGACAGUUUCAUUGGGUUCUUCUACUGAUAAUGUUUCUGGUUCUGUUAAUUCACACAAAAUUGAGAGAGAUAGCUGCAGUGAAGAUUCAUUCAUUCAAGGACAGAGCAUCUCAGGAAGCCACACACCAGAAGUAACUGAAGUUCCGGCACCAUCAGAUGUUACAGACACUGUACAUGAAUCCCAAGGUGGGGGUAAAAAGGUGGAAAGUACCUCAAAGCAGGACAAACCCGUUGCUGAGCCAAUAAUUGUUCCCAUUGUAUUGAAGAUGGCUGAUUUUGAUCACAAGGCAUUACUGGAGGAAUGGAUUUCUACUCGAACAUUUGGUGAUAAAUGUCUUGCUCAGGAUCAAGAUACUUUAGUUAGAAAUUUGAAGAUUAUUCAAGAUUAUUUGUGCUCAUUCGAGACACAGAUCAUGGAUAGCCACAUUUCCAGCUCCAUGAAGAUUGUCUAAGUCCUUGAAACUUCUUGCUGCAUCCAUGUGGCAUAGGUCUGCUUAGUUUGCAUGGUUGGCUUCUCUUUCUUGCAAUAUUAUUAUUAUGGUUGCAUCAUCAUAAACUUUGCGUGUAUGACAUGGUUUUGUCUUUUCCGGUUAUGAGCAUUCAGCAACUUGAUUUUCAACUAUGGUAUUUCAUUUAAGAUUUCAACUGAAGGUUAUGUUUUGUGUACCCACCAUCAGUGACGUACAUCAGUAAUCGUCAUUUGUGUGUUGCUUGCACGUCAAUUUGGUUGGUUGUUCUAGAACUAGAUCUCGUAUGUACAUUUAAUGAAGGCCUUGGCAUUUUGACAGCUAAUAUAUUGUUGAUGGCAUCGUGCAUUCUUAAAAUCCACGGUCAUUUGUUUUAAUUUUGUCUCUUUCCUCUUACUCUCUUUCUGU